UACCACUUUCAGGUUUCCAUAUAAAGAAUGAUAUUUGCAUCACAUAUCACAUCGAUAGCACAUCGCAGGCGAAUUUGAGCUUCUCUCUCAGUCUCUCUCUCUCUCUCUCUCUCUCUCUCUCUCUCUCCUCCAUUUAAGAUCAAAUUAAAUAUCCAGUGAUCUAGGUGAGUGAGAAACGCUUUGAUUGAAGAAUAUGGGGAGAGGAAAAAUAGUGAUCCGAAGAAUUGACAAUUCCACCAGCAGGCAAGUGACUUUUUCAAAACGAAGAAAUGGGUUGCUUAAGAAGGCCAGGGAGCUCUCGAUCCUUUGUGAUGCAGAAGUUGGAGUCGUUAUUUUCUCCAGCACCAGCAAGCUCUACGAAUAUGCCAGUACAAGUUGUAGGAUUCUCACACAAGGAAAACCGUUGGGCUUAAAAUCUGUUAUUGGGCGUUACAGCAAAGCAAAAGAGGAUCAACACCAGCCAUCCAAUCCUGCUUCGGACGUCAAGUUUUGGCAAAGGGAGGCGGCAAACUUGAGUCAACAACUGAAGUACUUGCAAGAAUGCCACAGGCAAUUGAUGGGUGAAGAACUCUCUGGUUUGAGUGUCAAGGAUCUACAAAAUCUGGAAAACCAGCUGGAAAUGAGUUUGAAGGGUGUCCGAGCAAUGAAGGAACAACUAUUAACUGAUGAAAUUAAGGAACUAAACCAGAAGGGACAUCUGAUUCAUCAAGAAAAUACAGAACUCUACACAAAGAUAGAACAUUUUCGUAAAGAAAAUGCAGAAUUGAAAAAGAAGGUUUAUCGAGCAAGGAAUGUGAAUGAAGCAAGCUGUUCUAGUUCUCCAUACACUAUCAGCAAUGAAUACGAUCUGCAUGCAAACAUCCGUCUCCAGCUAAGCCAGCCUCAACCUCAAAAUGAUGAAGCACCAGAAAAAGCAAUGGAACUCGGGUAUCUCCUCAAUUUAUUGACAUGCUAUAUACAAUUUAAGAGUUUUAAAGAAAUUAUUUCUUAUAUAAAUUCUACUGUGUGACUGUCUUCUCAAAACUGCAACAGAUUACAAUUGCAUUAGUAAAUCCGUUUGACAGCUAUGGGUGGUUCCAUCUGAAUCCCAUCAACAAGGUGACUAAAAUCUUCAAAACUCUGGGAUUUUAUUAUUCAGCAUUUUUAGACACGACUUGUAAUGAAAACUUGGAAUAGAAACUUCCUUGGAAUUUGCCACAACUUAUAAUCCAAACCAGCUAUAUAUGUAAAUUUACACAACAAUGGUAAAGCAUUACAAAUGGCAUGUUUCAUAUUAACAGUCUAAAA
Molecule: messenger RNA, 1287 nt
Organism: Quercus robur (English oak)
Lineage: Eukaryota; Viridiplantae; Streptophyta; Magnoliopsida; Fagales; Fagaceae
Product: MADS-box transcription factor 23-like
Exons: 9
Coding region: 194-1009 (271 amino acids)
Biological process (GO): positive regulation of transcription by RNA polymerase II
Cellular component (GO): nucleus
Molecular function (GO): RNA polymerase II cis-regulatory region sequence-specific DNA binding; DNA-binding transcription factor activity, RNA polymerase II-specific; protein dimerization activity
Source: RefSeq, a predicted model, not a curated record